AACGGCAGAGCCGCUCCGCGCUCUUUUCUUCUUCCAUCAUCCCCGCUUUCAGGCAGAGAGGACCAGCAUCCCCCUCCCCGGGUGCGUCUCUGUCCCCCGGCGCUGCACCGUCCUUAUCUAUAACAUGGAAAUACAAGACUGCCGUUCUUCCAUCUAGACGGGAAGUCUCACCUCACAGAGUCAAGACGGGUGGCACAAUGAGUGAAGAACCACCGGUCACCCCCAGCUGGCUUACCCCUGACCCCACAGCAUGGGCCAGCGGAGGCGGGGGGCCGAUGGACAACAGCACCAGCCUGGGGAUGUUUCCACCAGAGGACUCCCUGCCACCCAGCCAGCUGCCCCUGCUGGUCAACCCCUGGGACAUUGUGCUGUGCUCAUCUGGGACUCUGAUCGCCUGUGAGAAUGCUCUGGUGGUGCUGGUGAUCUGGCAGAACCCGGCGCUGAGAGCCCCCAUGUUCCUGCUGAUCGGAAGCCUGGCGCUGGCCGACCUGCUGGCCGGCCUGGGCCUGGUGCUUCACUUCACCUGUGCCUACUUGCUUCGUUCCGACUCGGCCCAGCUGCUGACUGUGGGCCUGGUGGUGGCCUCCUUCUCCGCCUCCGUCUUCAGCCUGCUGGCCAUCACUAUCGACCGCUACCUGUCGCUCUACUAUGCCCUCACCUACAACUCAGAGCGGACAGCGGCCUUCACCUACACCAUGCUCGUGCUGCUGUGGGGCCUCUCCCUGUGUCUGGGCCUGCUGCCGGUCACAGGGGUCAACUGCCUGGCAGAAGAGGCUACGUGCAGUGUGGUGCGGCCGCUGACGAAGAACAACAUCGCCGUGCUGUCCGUCUCCUUCCUGCUGCUCUUUGGCCUCAUGCUGCAACUCUAUGUCCAGAUCUGCAAGAUUGUGAUGCGCCACGCUCAUCAGAUCGCCCUCCAGCACCACUUCCUGGCUGCCACACCCCACUACGUCACAACACGGAAGGGCGUGUCAACGCUGGCCAUCAUCCUGGGUACCUUUGCGGCCUGCUGGAUGCCAUUCACUGUCUACUCCCUCAUUGCUGACUACACCUACCCUCCACUCUACACCUACGCCACGCUGGUGCCUGCCACCUACAACUCCGUUAUCAACCCAGUCAUCUAUGCCUUCAGGAACCAGGAGAUCCAGAAGGCGCUGUGGCUGGUGUGCUGUGGCUGUGUGCCUGCCACGGUGGCCCAGCGUGCAAGGACCCCUAGUGACGUCUGACCAAGCAGACCCAGGUGGGAAGAGAGAGGCGCCCUGGGUCAGCUCUGCUCCUCACUGGGUCUGUCCAGUGUCACAGAGAGCAGCAGCAGGGGAAGUGGCAGAGGGCUGUGGCUUCAGCUCUGGCUGGAAAUGUCACUGGCAGAGGCAGUUUGGUUAGUUAUCCACAACCCACCUGGAAGGAUGGCAUUUUUUUCUUUGUUGCAAUCACCAUAGGGCAAAGUAUCUCACUGUCUUCCCCAGUAAAGGCAGCCACUGCGCGGGCGGCAUCCCGCCCCCUCCUGUUCAACCCGUGCCACGCCCUUCCUCUGUUCUGCAGAGAGCGCUAGGUGCAUCACAUGUUACAGGCAGCAGCUGUAUAUAGAAUGUGCAUAUAGUUACCAGCACCAGACCUUUGGUUGACACGUGCUUGUUUUUGUUCAAAUAGAGGGGGAAGAUUAUUGGUUUGCGCUUCUGUGCGUGCGUAAAAGCGCACGGCGGAUUAACAAAGCAGUGUGUGCGGUGAAGAGAGGAGAGGAAGGGAGAGCGCGUCCGCGGUUGAAUACGCAGGCAUUUCCACAGUGAAGCCCGUCUGGAGCAGCAUCCCGGCGCUCUGCUGCUGCACUCUGAACGUGCGUCGAAAGCUAAACAGCCGCGGAGAGCUAAAAAUAGACCCGGUGCUCUCUGAUCCGCGCCCUGCGUCCUCCACAGGCGCCGAGAAAGAAAUCAAGCCGCUUCUUCUUCUCCUCGCCUCUCCCAUUUUCUGUCUUCUUUUCCCUCUGGAUUGUGCGCGAAUGUGUUUUAUUUGUGCUUGCGUCUGGGAGGCUCAAGACAAAGCCCUAGGAGACCCCCACCAUUAACCCCUUCUCCUCCACCUUUUAUUGGUACGGAGGCACCAAACCUAGGCCUAUAAACCUAUCGGAUUAUGUAACCACAUUAUAUCCCUCCUCUUUCACCUUUUGAGUCGAAAUUGCUUUUUGAAUGUCUGGAGGUUGCUUUAGAAUUUCACUGCUGUUUAUUUGAAUAAAGGCCACGAAUUAGAGUGAUAGAGAGCCUAAGGUCAUUUUAAAAUGAAUAUGAAAUAUAAUACCCCUAAAUGAAUCCCAUAGCAGAUUAAAUCAACAUGCCUAUGAUGAAAUCAAAGCAAACCUAUAGACAAAAGCUUACAUGGCGUGUAUACUAAAGUAUACAGGGGAUGUCUCUCUGCAAAAUCUGAAUGUAAUUCCAUCUAUUUGAUAUUCUUCGGCUCCCAAAGAGCCUCACACCGACCACAUUAUAUCUGAUCUGCAUGCUAGACUUCAGUGUAAUUUGCAUGCAACAAGCACAGAUCCACUGUUUUCCCGCUGAGUUCAGUGUGGUAGGUCACAUAGGCCACUGGAGGCAAUGUGUCAUGGUACCCUGAUGUCAUCAUGACCCUAAUAAUUUUGUUUAUGUACAAUGUGCCGCAGUGUACUUCACCUGUAUUACACUGAAAGAGCUACAAUCAUCAAUGGACGGUCACAGGAUUUGCACCAUUUUUCUUUGCAAAAUGCAGAAUGUUUUGAUAUUUUUCUGUAUAGAGCAGAUACGAGCUCAGAUGUCUGCUUUGAUCAUGCUUUGAGGUCAAUUUACUGUAAUUUAA
Seriola dumerili (greater amberjack) is the source of this 2823-nucleotide messenger RNA. RefSeq names its product G protein-coupled receptor 12 (gene gpr12). NCBI's taxonomy places the organism in Eukaryota, Metazoa, Chordata, Actinopteri, Carangiformes, Carangidae. Gene Ontology annotation, cellular component: membrane. The coding region runs from base 198 to 1226 and encodes 342 amino acids. Gene Ontology annotation, molecular function: G protein-coupled receptor activity. Gene Ontology annotation, biological process: G protein-coupled receptor signaling pathway. The transcript has 2 exons. The record is from RefSeq and is a predicted model, not a curated record.